UUUAGCAAUUUGCCAAAAUUUAGCCCCUCCAAUUUUACCUGCUAUACGGUAUUAGGCAUAGCCUUGAUAGGUCUAAAUGCUGGUAACAUUGUUGCAUAUCUUUGUUGCCUCAAGGAGACCACUGCUCCCUUAAAAUCAAAGCAAAACUGAUAUGCCCAGUGUAGUAGAAACUAUAAAUCAAAUCAGAGUAGCCUAUCAAGUUUUCUAGGGGCCCAAAUAAUUCACAAUGCAAACAGUCCAUAAACUGCAAAAGUGUUCAUUUCAUUGGCUUCUUGGUUUUGACUACUAAUUAUUUCCUCCACAUCAGUCAUCAGUGGUAACAUUCUGUUCGACAUAGCUGUGAUUACUCACUAGUCAAAUCAUUAAUUAAAUAGCUAUCUGAAUUCAAUCAGAAUAUUUUCACAACUUAUGGCUAAUCCUUUAUUAUGUUAUGUCAACAGUGGUCAUUGAUUUGUAUAGCACUUCCUGUCUUAACGUAAUGCCUUAUCUAAUUGCCUUACCUUAACUGUACAUUGUGAACCAGUCUGUAGUCAUUGAGAUCAUCUAUUUAUAUGCGUCUACUAAUUCUAAUUAAUUGAUGAAGUCAGAUACCUAAAUGAGUAUAUAAAUAACGGAGUCAGUUUAUAGUUUAUUCAAUCAAUCUGUAGUAUAUAACUAAAAAUGACAGACAGAGUCAAGGCAAAAUGGACUCCUCAGGUAUCUGCCACUCAACAAGCAAAGGACUACAGAACUAAAUUCAAAUAUAAUCUCUUCUUUCGAUUAUUCUUUUGUUGGGUUGACCCAUUAUUUUGUCUGGGCAGUAAACGUAGCCUUGAGUUCAAUGACCUGUAUGCUCAUCCAUCAGAAGCAGACUCCAACUACCUCUUGAACAAAUUCAACAAAUAUUGGUUUGUGGAAUUGCAGCGAAAAGAACGUGGACAGUCUCCAAGAUUAUUUAUUGCAUGGCUUAAGUGUUUCUGGUGGAAAGUAAUACUUCAUGGAGUACUUAUUUCAUUUAAUGUGGCCUGCAUGAUAACUCUAUCAGAGCUAUUGGGAUCACUGGUUGAUUACUUCGUCAUUGAAUCACCUACACCAGAUGAUACAAAAAUGGCUCUACUUUUUGCAAUGGGAAUUACUCUAUCAUCAUUGGGUAUCAUGUUUUUUCAUGCCCAUCACUUUCAUCAGGGCUUUUUGACUGGCUUUUAUACUAAAAUAAUGUUUACUGGAUUGAUUUAUAAAAAGACACUGCAACUUAGUCAGGCUACUGUGGGAAAACUUUCAGUUGGCCACAUUGUGAAUCUUGCUUCCAAUGAUGUACAUAAAUUUGAUGAAGCCUUUGCUAGAUAUCAUUUUUUAUGGAUUGGUCCGCUACAUGUUAUGGUUGUAACUUAUCUCUUGUACAUAGAAGUGCAAUGGAGUGCCUUUGUAGCUACUGCCUUGCUUGUUUUUCAAAUUCCUCUACAUCUAACAGUUUUAAAAUUUUUCUCCAAGCUCAGAUUUAAAGCUGCUAAAAUGACUGACAGAAGAGUUAAAGUUAUGAAUGAAGUAAUUAGUGGAAUAAGAGUCAUCAAAAUGUAUGCCUGGGAAUAUGCUUUUAGAGACCUAGUAGCUACUAUAAGAAGGACUGAGUUAUUUAUAGUCUUGAAGUAUUAUUUGUGUUUGUCAGUCAGUCAUACCUACAAAACUGCAUUGAAUGCCAUGAUCAUGUUUCUGACAUUUGCUGUCUAUGUUAAUACUACUGGAAAUGAGCUGGUUCCUAGGAAGGUUUUUGUUACUCUUUCCCUUAUAACUUUUGUUCGUUUUACUUCAGUUCGUUUUUUUAUAAUGGCUACUCACAAUAUUGCUGAUGCUAGAGUAGCAUGGAUUAGAAUAAGGAAAUUCUUACUACUCAAUGAACAAGAGGUAAAUGCUAAUUUUCGUUUGAAAAACUCUUGUAAAGAAAGCCAAUCAGUGAAAAUUCACAAAAGUGUCACUGUACAGGAUCUCAGUGCUUCUUGGUCUAUGGACAAUGAGAAGUUAACAUUACAAAAUAUAUCAUUCACUGUUAAUGAAGAGAAACCAUUGCUGGCUGUAGUAGGUAGUGUGGGGUGUGGGAAGUCUACUCUUCUUCAAUGUCUUUUGAAGGAAUUACCAGCUUUACAAGGAUCAGUUGCAGUCAAUGGCUCUAUAGGUUAUGCUAGUCAAGAAGCAUGGGUAUUCUCAGCUACAGUGAGAGACAACAUAUUAUUCGGUCUACCAUACGAUGUGGAAAGAUACAAUUCUGUCAUAGAAGCCUGUGCUCUUACAAAAGAUAUUGAUCUGUUACCUGAAGGUGACUUAACACUAGUAGGAGAAAGAGGAGUGACUCUCAGUGGAGGGCAAAGAGCUAGAGUUAACCUAGCAAGAGCAGUUUACUGUCAAGCUGAUGUAUAUCUUCUUGAUGACCCAUUAAGUGCUGUUGAUCCUGCUGUUAGCAAGCAUCUUUUUGACAAGUGCAUUUGUGGUUUACUGUCUGAUAAAUGUGUGAUACUAGUGACUCACCAGAUACAGUAUCUUAAGCAGUGUGAUGCUGUGCUUGCUUUAAAAGAAGUACAGGUGUACUGAAUUUUACUUAUU
Messenger RNA from Amphimedon queenslandica, 2574 nucleotides. RefSeq names its product multidrug resistance-associated protein 4-like. Gene Ontology annotation, cellular component: membrane. The transcript is spliced from 15 exons. NCBI's taxonomy places the organism in Eukaryota, Metazoa, Porifera, Demospongiae, Haplosclerida, Niphatidae. Gene Ontology annotation, molecular function: ATP binding; ABC-type transporter activity; ATP hydrolysis activity. Bases 661 to 2562 code for a protein of 633 amino acids. The record is from RefSeq and is a predicted model, not a curated record. Gene Ontology annotation, biological process: transmembrane transport.